UUAACAAUGCACACUGCCACAGAGAAGUUUUACGUAAAUCAGGCUGUGGCUUUGGUGGUAGAGCGGGUUGUUCACUAAUUGUAGGAUUGGUGGUUCGAUUCCUAGCCUACAUGACUCCACAUACCGAAGUGUCCUUGGCGCCUUGCAUGGCAGCUCUGAUACCAUUGGAGUGUGUGUGAAUGUGUGACAGACACAGUGUAAACCGCUUUGAAUAAACGCGUUAUAUAAGUACGCCAUUUACCAAUAUUGUUAUUAUUAUAGCGUUACUACGCGAAGCUUCACAGCGACACCGGCUGGUAAACAGGAUAGAUUGCAGUGGGAGACGUGGGCAUAAUGCUGCUUAAUAAAUAUCUGUGAAUAUUAUGGUCAGUUAUAUUUUUAUACUUUAAUUAUUUAAAGUUCGGAUAAAAGUCAAUGACGGUGAUUAAAUGUGAUUGAUUAACCCUAUGUUAAUCUUGUUCUAAGUGGAAAUUAUAGAACCAUAUACAAAGCCGGCACGAAACCCCACAGACACAAUGGCUGAAGGGGCGAGGACACAGUUUUCUGGUUUUAUUAAUGAAUACAGGUUGCGCUCGUAAAAUGGAACGUGGAAACAAUGAAGGGAAAGAAAUGCCACUGUAAAUAUCUGCAUAUUUUUUCUUCUACACAAACAGUUGGAACUCUUCUGUCAUGCCGGUGUGUGAUAUCUGCAGUGAAAAGCUGUCAUGUGACUCGGCGCUGAAGAAUCACCUGCUCCUGACACACCUGGAGGAUGAAGUGGCAUGUCCACUCUGCUCGCUCUCAGGUGUCUCUUACGACGAGCUGAACUUCCAUAUCAACACAGCACACAGUGAGACAGGUAGGGAACACACACCUGCUACAGGUGAGCCAGGAUAUCUAGAGGGUGAAUCAGAGACAGGAGCAGGUUUAUCUACCGUGUCCCACUUACCAGAAACUCAUAAUGCAGUGAAAAAGCAGAUGCUUAGACCUGCAGGAGAAACCAGUGGCAAUGAUGGAACACAUGAAAAGACUCGAGAAGACAAUAUGAUGGAGCCUCACACUUCAAAACACAGACGCUUGUCCUCCCCGAGCAAAGGCAGGACGUUCUCUUGUCCGCUGUGUAAUCUGGUCUGCACUGAUUGUUUUGUGCUGCAGGAACACGUGGAGCUUCAUCUCCAGGACCAAGCUGUUUCGGAUGGAGCAGUGCAUGUGUGUCCCAUGUGUGAGGUGGUGUGUGAUGACAGCUGUUCUCUGCAGGAACAUGUAGAGCUUCACCUGAACUGUAGCCCUGCAGGGGAUUUUUAUGGAGACAUGCGAUUUGCUCAGCAGCUGCAGGACGAAGACAAGCGCCAGAGGAAGGAGGAAGAGGCUAAACGUGAGGCUGAGGAGUUCACAAAGCUACAGAGGCAGUUUGGGCUGGAUAAUGGCGGUGGUUAUCGUAAGCAGAUGGAGAGGAGCAUGGAGCGAGCUGUGUCCCGAGGUCACAUGACUCCGACUGAGUUUCACAUGAAGCGUUUGGAGAUGAUGGAGACUCUAGCUGCAGGAAUGGAUGACGGCCAAACCAGAACCACGGGACUGCUGUCAGCACUGUAUAGCUUUUACCAGCGUGAGCGUCAGGAUGGGUCCCGUGUGUGGCUGUGUUCCGAGUCAGAACACUUUUCCUCCUCAGACGGAGACCGAGGCUGGGGCUGUGGCUACAGAAACUUCCAGAUGCUUCUGUCCUCAUUAAAGAGACUGGAACAGUACACCACACUACACACCCUUCCUGACUCAUUUCCCAGCAUCCCGCGGGUGCAGGCUCUGGUCGAAUCAGCAUGGGCAGAGGGCAUCGAUCCUCAGGGUGCAUCUCAGUUCAACGGGAAACUGAAGGGCACUCGUGCCUGGAUUGGAGCCACAGAGAUCUACGCUGUACUUACCUCCCUCCAACUGAGGGCACGUGUCGUAGACUUCCACCAGCCCACCGGUCCAGGUGACACACACCCACGACUUUUCCAGUGGGUCAAGAAUUAUUUCUCCCUCCCGUCCAGCACAGGUCCCAGAGUUCCACCCAGAGUAGUGAAGACGAACCUGCCACCAAUCUACCUCCAACACCAAGGUCACAGCCGCUCCAUAGUUGGUGUGGAAGAGAGGAGGAACGGCAGUAUAUGUGUGGUGGUGUUUGAUCCAGGCUGCUCUCCAGCUGAAAUGAGGAAGCUUCUAAAUCCAAAUGCAAGCUCCACCCACUUUAAUCGUCUGCGUAAAUUCCCCGCCCACCUCAAACGCCAGCAGUACCAAGUGGUGGUGGUGGAAGGAGUGCUGUCUGAAGAGGAGAAACGGGAGCGUGUUAUUAACUCAAGAACAUUUCAAGCUGAAAGAAUUCCCUAAAGUUUCUGUCAAUGUGUUAAAAUGAACAUGCUGAACGUGUGUGGUUUUAAGUGAUUGAAUGUCAUGUCUUUAACUCAAAUAAUAAACUAUAGUAAUUUUUUACUUUAGUAGUUUUUACUAUUGCUUUUUUCAAAAGCACAUAAUGCUUGGAAACCUCUUGUUCUCCUUAAGAUUUUUCUUCUUUUUCUCCUCUAAAACUCAUUGUGCAGACCAGACUGUGGUGUUACAGACAUGAACCUCGGUCAGGUGCUGGUACUCCCUCCCACUGCAUAGACAAGAGAGAUGAGCUUGAUCAGCCCAACUGUGACACUAUGGCAAAGUUUGUUUGUUUUUUUACAUUUUGGGUCACACUUCGGUGAAGUCCUACAGUGAAAAUUCCUUUUUGCCACAUAAUCGUGUUCUCCCAAACAAAAAAACAUCUCAAGAAUUGUUUAGCUCCACCCACUUAGAUUUUUUUAGCUAAUUUGCAUAAUAUGCUAAACCUACACUGUUUGGCCCAAAGUAUGUGGACACCUGGCCAUCUCUCCAUUUUACUCCUCAUUUAUGCAGUUAUAAUAAGCUCCACUCUUCUUGGAAGGCUUUCUACUGAUUUUGGAGUGUGGCUGUGGGGAUUUGUUCUCAAGAGUGUUAGUGAAGUCAGGUGGUUAUUGUGAAAUGUUUAAUAUUUUUAAACACCAUUAAGACUCAUCUAGACAUGUCCUAAAAUGACAUCGUUACUGACUUGCCUUUUCAUUGAGUGCACUUGAGUGAAAAUAUUGCCCUAUAUGUAGUGCGUAGGGUGCAGU
Messenger RNA from Ictalurus furcatus (blue catfish), 3128 nucleotides. It is a transcript of the gene zup1, whose product is annotated as zinc finger containing ubiquitin peptidase 1. Lineage: Eukaryota; Metazoa; Chordata; Actinopteri; Siluriformes; Ictaluridae. The transcript is spliced from 11 exons. Gene Ontology annotation, cellular component: nucleus. Bases 670 to 2343 code for a protein of 557 amino acids. Gene Ontology annotation, biological process: regulation of gene expression. The record is from RefSeq and is a predicted model, not a curated record.